This is a messenger RNA of Neoarius graeffei (lesser salmon catfish), 493 nucleotides long. RefSeq names its product fatty acid-binding protein, brain-like. The record is from RefSeq and is a predicted model, not a curated record. Gene Ontology annotation, molecular function: fatty acid binding. The transcript is spliced from 4 exons. The coding region runs from base 13 to 387 and encodes 124 amino acids. Gene Ontology annotation, biological process: fatty acid transport. Gene Ontology annotation, cellular component: nucleus; cytosol. NCBI's taxonomy places the organism in Eukaryota, Metazoa, Chordata, Actinopteri, Siluriformes, Ariidae.
AGAUGGAAACUUAUGAAAAGUGAAAAUUUUGAUCAGAUGCUAUCUAUGAUUGGUGUUGAAGAGGAAGUAAUAAAUGUCAUUGACAUGCUUAAACCAGUCGUCACCUUUUCCCAAGACGGUGACUGUGUGGACUGUGUGGUCUAUAAAGUACAGUCCACCAUUCUUAAGACAGAAAACAAGUUCAGAUUAGGUGAAGAGUUUCAUGAUGAAGUUUUCCCUGGCAGAUUCUGCAAAAGUACUAUGACCCUGGAAGGAAAAAAACUCAUCCAUGUACAGCUCUAUAAGGGCUGGAUUAUCACGAUUGUCCGAGAGAUCCAGGAUGGGAAAAUGAUUGAGACUAGGACAUGUGAAGGUGUCCCAGCAGUUCUUAUAUAUGAGAGGGUGUAAAUGGACAAACUUCAUUGCUUCUUCAUCACUGACGUGCAGUAUGAAAACAUGCUUCAAAACCAUGAGAACGAAGAACUGCAAACAGCUGCAUAAGUCUGGAGCAAUA